Molecule: messenger RNA, 2094 nt
Organism: Ostertagia ostertagi
Lineage: Eukaryota; Metazoa; Nematoda; Chromadorea; Rhabditida; Trichostrongylidae
Source: the annotation of a GenBank genome assembly
AUGCCCACCCUAACAUUUACAGAAGGCGAUACUGCGGAAAUUUAUGCACAUAACGAGUUAAAGGAAACUACUUCUCUUCAUUGGCAUGGAUUGUUCCUGCCCAAUAAAGAAGACGGCGUGCCCUGGCUUACACAAACGCCCAUUCCACCCGGAGCAACUCACCUGUACCGAUUUCCCAUCAUUCAGCAUGGUACCCAUUGGUACCAUAGCCAUUCCGGAUUACAGGAGCAAAUAGGUAUGUACGGCUCCAUGAUACUCAAUCCGCGGACGGCAGACCGUAUAAAAAGAGAGGAGAUUGAAGGGCUUCCUACUGUUCCUGUAAUACUGAGUGAAUGGACCGAUUACAAACCGGAAAAUGUACACCGGAUGCUGCACAAUGCGUCUGACUGGUUUGCUUUGCGCAAAAAUGCUGUGCAAAGUUAUGCGGAAGCUAUUAAAGCGGGCCAUUUCAGCACCAAACUGGCCAACGAGUGGAAACGCAUGCUGGCCAUGGACGUGAGCGAUGUGUAUUAUGAUAAGAUACUGAUGAACGGGCAGGCGGAAUCUGGCAUCACAGCCGUUGAUGGAAGACCGCUGAAAGCGGGUGAUAAACUAAGAUUGCGCAUCUCUAACGGUGGCGCUUCCUCCUAUUUAUGGCUUCGUUAUGCCGGUGGAAAAAUUACGGUGGUGGCCACAGAUGGCAAUGAUGUACGGCCGGUAGCAGUAGACAGGCUACUCAUUGCGGUUUCAGAAACCUAUGACAUAAUAGUAAGUAUACCUGCAGACAGUACUUCCUAUGAAUUGCUGGCUACCACAGAAGACCGCACCAAUUCAGCUUCGCUGUAUAUCGGUAAUGGUAUCAAACAGCUGAUUGAUCCGAUGCCCCGGCUGAAAUAUUUUGAGGGCAUGAAGAUGAUGAACGGGAUGAUGAAAAUGAAUGGCAGACUGGACGAUAUGGGCAUGCGGAUGAGCCUGAACCAGAUGGACAUGAACGUGGUGAUGUACCCCGAGAUUACAGGCGAAGCGAAAAAGAAUGCGCCAAUGGAAAUGAAUAGCGAUGCGCAGGUCAGUCAGAAUAAAUACAACAGCAACGCUCUUUCUGAUAUCGUUACCCUUAACUACGCCAUGCUGCAAUCGCCGGAAAAAACAACACUCCCGGAAGCUACUACCCGGGAAAUGAAGUUUGAGCUUAGUGGCAAUAUGAACCGCUAUGUAUGGAGUAUGGACAACAAGGUGGUAUCUGAAGCAGACCGGAUAUUAAUUAAAAAAGGAGAGAACCUGAGGCUGAUCAUCUACAACGGAUCCAUGAUGCGCCACCCCAUGCACCUGCACGGGCACGACUUCAGGGUGCUGAAUGGACAGGGCUAUUACGCUCCCCUGAAAAACACCAUUGAUAUUAUGCCCAUGGAAACAGAUACCCUGGUGUUUAAUGCCAAUACAGACGGCGACUGGUUUUUUCAUUGCCAUAUCCUCUACCACAUGAUGAGCGGCAUGGGCAGGGUUUUCAGCUAUCAAAACCAGGCUCCCAACCCCUUGCUGCCCAACCCAAAACUGGCGCAGCGAAAAUUGUUUGCAGAUGAUCGCAUGCCGCAUUUUAUGGCAGAAAACGAUUUUGCCAGCAAUGGAAACGAUGGCAUGGCCAUGCUGCAGAAUACAAGAUGGAGUUUUGGAACGGAAUGGCGCCUUGGCUAUACCAAUCACCAUGGCUACGAAACUGAAACACAUAUCGGCAGGUGGCUGGGAAGGAUGCAAUGGUUGAUGCCUUUUAUUGGCUUCGACUGGCGGUACCGGAAAAUGGAGCAUGGGGAAAUAGAAAAAAACCUGUUCGGCCAAACGAAUACCAAAGACAACAGGGCCCAGCUGAGCAUUGGGGUUGAAUAUACUUUGCCCAUGCUGGUAAAAAUUCAGGCAGAGAUAUACCAGGACGGUAAUACCCGUUUGCAAUUGAUGCGCGAAGACAUUCCUGUUGCAAAAAGACUGAGAAUGAGUUUUAUGGUAAAUACAGACAAAGAGUACAUGGCCGGGUUCAAAUACAUUGUCGGCAGAAACUUUGCAUUAUCGGCACACUACGACAGCGAUAUGGGCCCCGGUGCAGGCUUUGUUCUAAAUUAUUAG